Molecule: messenger RNA, 1689 nt
Organism: Magnolia sinica
Lineage: Eukaryota; Viridiplantae; Streptophyta; Magnoliopsida; Magnoliales; Magnoliaceae
Product: desmethyl-deoxy-podophyllotoxin synthase-like
Exons: 2
Coding region: 42-1574 (510 amino acids)
Molecular function (GO): oxidoreductase activity, acting on paired donors, with incorporation or reduction of molecular oxygen; monooxygenase activity; heme binding
Source: RefSeq, a predicted model, not a curated record
UGCAUGCAUACCAUUUGCUAGAGCCUUCUCUAACAUCAUCCAUGGAAUUCCAGUCCCUCUCUACUCCCCUCUUCCUUACUUUCCUCCUCUUGUUCAUGAUGAAGAAGAAAGGGUGGUGGCCCACCACCCAAGACCCAAUUCCCAAACUGCCUCCUGGCCCAUCCAAACUACCCAUCAUAGGAAACAUCCACCACAUCCUAGGACCACUACCACACCGCACCCUAAGGGACUUAGCCCACAAACAUGGUCCCAUCAUGCACCUAAGGUUGGGCCAUGUUUCUACCAUUGUAGUCACCUCUCCAAAACUGGCCAAAGAGGUGAUGAAGACACAUGAUCUCAGCUUCGCAACACGGCCCCGGCUUCUCGGGGCUGAAAUCAUGACCUAUGGGUGCAUGGAUGUGGCCUUUGCACCCUACAGCGAUUACUGGAGAUACCUGAGGAAGAUUUGCACACUCGAGCUCUUAAGUGCAAAGCGCGUCGAGUCAUUCCGGUCUGUUAGAGAAGAAGAAGCAUCAAAUCUCAUCCGUUCCAUCCAAGCCUCAGCCAAUCAGCCGAUCAAUCUCACUGAGAAGAUUUUCACAUUCACCAACAAUGUUAUCAGUAGGGCAACCAUUGGUAAGAGAUGCAAGGACAGAGAACAGUACGUAUCAGUAAUGAAGGAAUCUAUCAAAAUGAUUGGAGGUUUCUCCGUGUCUGAUCUCUUCCCUUCAUGGAAAUUUCUUCCGGUGAUUACUGGAAUGAAGUUCCGGGUAGAGAGGAUACAUCGCGAGUUUGAUAGGAUCCUUGCUGACAUCAUCGAAGAACGCAAAAGAGAAAGCAUGGUUGUGGCAGACGAGAAAGAGGGUGCAUCAGACAGUGAGGAUUUGCUCGACGUUCUUUUGAAACUUCAGCAAGAUGGGGAUUUUGAAUUUCCAAUCACAACCAACAACGUGAAAGCCAUCCUCUUGGACAUGUUCGGAGCAGGAACCGACACCUCAUCUACCGCCAUAGAGUGGGCCAUGUCAGAGAUGAUGAGAAACCCCAGAGUGAUGGAGAAGGCCCAGACCGAGGUGAGACAGGCACUCAAAGGCAAGACGAAGAUGGAUGACGGAGACACAAAUGAAUUACACUACUUGAAGUUGGUUAUCAAGGAAACACUAAGGCUGCACCCUCCUGCGCCCUUGUUACUCCCUAGAGAAUGCACGGAGACGUGUGAAAUCGAUGGAUACGAUAUACCCAUCAAGGCAAGGGUCAUCAUCAAUGCAUGGGCCAUUGGGAGGGACCCACAACAUUGGGAGGAUCCUGAGAGCUUCAAGCCUGAGAGAUUUGAUGGUAGUCCAUGUGAUUACAAGGGGACCCACUUUGAGUAUCUCCCUUUUGGGGCUGGUAGGAGGGUAUGCCCAGGUAUGAUAUCUGGAAUAGCCAAUGUGGUACUGCCCAUUGCUCAACUUCUCUACUACUUUGAUUGGAAGCUCCCCGGUAAAAUAAAGCCCGAGGAUCUAGACAUGACUGAAUCCUUUGGGGCCACAGUAAGUAGAAGAUCUGAACUGUACUUAAUUCCCCUCCCUCGCAAUAUUCCUUUGCCCAGAGAGUGAGAGGGUGUUUGGAUGCAUCAAAAUAGCAAAUUCAUGAACUUUGAAAUUCAGUAAUUAAUGUCUUCAUGAAGUUGUAAGGUAAUGAUUUAGCAAAUUUGUUGUUUGGUUUUCCUCG